This is a messenger RNA of Prorocentrum cordatum, 1235 nucleotides long. Lineage: Eukaryota; Dinophyceae; Prorocentrales; Prorocentraceae. The record is from the annotation of a GenBank genome assembly.
AGCCUGCUCCUCUCUCUCAGCCUGCGCCCCGCGAGGGCGCGCCGCGCGCGCGCGCGAUGGGCGGCGGCAAGAGGAAGAGCGGACCGGGCACGGCCGGCGAGAAGCAGGAUGCUGGCGGUGAGCUCCGCGUCCUGGAGACCCCGGAGGAGGUGCAGGAGCUCGUCUCCGGGAAGCGCGUGCUGCACGUCAAGGGCUUCGGCGCCGGCCUCGGGAGCCCCCCCGAGGGCCAGGGCGUCGCGCAGCAGCAGCGGCAGGACGAGGCCGCCGCCCAGGCCAUCUCGCGCUUCCGCCCGGACUUCCUGGUGGUCGACGGCGACCCCUGGAAGGAUGGCUUCCAGCGCUACGUCAAGGCUUACGCGGACAGGAGGGCCGGUGCCGGGCUGGCGGUGCCGGAGCUCGUCUGGGUGAAGAACGUCCAGGGGAGCGCGCCCGGCCCCGAGGAGCGCGCGAAGCGCCUCGGGCAGGCCCGCGAGUGGGCCGACCAGGGCCUGCCCGUGGUCGUCUCGUGGCUGCCGGAGGCCUCCAUCUGCGAGGGCGUGGACAGGCUGUUCGGGGCGGGCUGCUGGGAGAAGCUGGAGGAGCUGAAGCACAGCGUCAGGGGCGCGCUGAAGCUGCUGGAGCUGGCCGAGGAGGAGAGGCCCGACUGGCUCCGCGGGCUCUCGGGCACCGCGCCGGGGCGCGAGCUGUACAGGGCCAUCGAGGAGUUGGAGGGCAGGUCCGAGCAGCCGUACUUCUCGAAAGUGCAGCUUCGAGAACGCCGCGAAGGGCAACGCGAUCUACCAGCACCUGCGGGGAGAGGGCCGCACGCCAGCCGCACACGGGGCCGUGAGCUUCGGGGGCGGCGAGAGCGUGCUGCUGGAGUUCGCGACCCUGUACUUGUUCCCCGGCUCCGGCUUCGACGCCGACCAGGCCGCCCUCUUCCCGUUUGGCCGCGGCAGGCCUUCCGACCCCAGGCUGCCCCGGCACGAGGGCGAGGCCUUCCGCUCCCGCGGGGAGGCCCCGGAGCCGGAGGAGGUGCAGGAGCGUCAGCCGCAGCCGCAGCCGCAGCCGCAGCAGCCGCAGCCUCAGCCGCAGCACCCGCGGCCAGAGCGGCAGGAGCAGCCAGAGCGGCAGUCUAGGCAGGGGCCGCGGCCGCCGCGCCACGGGUGGGCGCGCUGGUUCUCGGUGGGCGCCCUCGCCUACGGGCUCGUGAACGUGUUUUUCUUCGACACGGCCCGCGCGUUCUUCUUCCGCCA